Molecule: messenger RNA, 6556 nt
Organism: Myxocyprinus asiaticus (Chinese sucker)
Lineage: Eukaryota; Metazoa; Chordata; Actinopteri; Cypriniformes; Catostomidae
Product: zinc finger protein GLI1-like
Exons: 13
Coding region: 386-4606 (1406 amino acids)
Biological process (GO): regulation of transcription by RNA polymerase II; smoothened signaling pathway
Cellular component (GO): nucleus
Molecular function (GO): DNA-binding transcription factor activity, RNA polymerase II-specific; RNA polymerase II cis-regulatory region sequence-specific DNA binding
Source: RefSeq, a predicted model, not a curated record
AGAGACGGAGGGGGAGGUCUCGCAUUCUCGCGCUGCCGCUGCAACUUUGGGCUCCCGGGACCGGCGGCACCGAAUAUGGAUCUCGCGCUAAUUCUCAAAUCCAACUUAAGGGAAAAAGUUCUGUGGAGUUUGUGUUCAUAUAUGAGGCUGAAGCAGGAAUGAAUCGAGGAGUUUAGAUUACCUAUCUGCAUCUGUGCGUGCGUGUGUGUGAGGGGAGAAAGAGGGGCUUUAUUGGAAAUUCUCGAAUCCCCAUCGGGACGCUCUCGGCUUUCAGUUUUCCAGGGAAAACUCGAGUUUGCUGGGAUCUUGUGAGGCCACACAAACUGAUGAAGGCACACUCGAGUCUCCAAAGUGAGUUGUGGGUGUAGAGGGUGUGCCAGUCUCAAUGCUAGUGGAUAUGCAGCCACACCAGGGUCUGUACCACUACGACAACACUGCCAAUCAACCAAGCAGAGGUGAGGUGUCAUCAGUGUGUGUGGCGCUCCCCAGUGGUCAACCGCCAGAUAGCAGAGAGAUGUAUAACCCCUCUAUGAACCCUGGAGCCUGUAUGGACCCCUACAUGCGGCCGCCACACGCACCACCACCACACAGCAUGAUGGGACACCGCGGUAUGCCCCCAUCAGAGGGUGGCAGUGGCGCCCCCUACUGUAACCAGAGCAUGAUGCCAUCUCAUCACAAUCUCUCAUAUAACCAGCCCGGUUCAGAACACAUGGGCACAGGAGACGCCUCUUGUUUCUCUACGCCUCGCUCCAUGUUGAAGUUGAGUAAGAAGCGCGCUCUGUCGAUCUCACCCCUGUCAGACGCCAGCAUGGACCUGCAGACGGUUAUACGCACGUCUCCCAAUUCACUGGUGGCGUUUGUUAACUCUCGCUGUGGACAAAACGCUGCCAGCUCAUACGGGCAUCUGUCUGUGGGCACCAUGAGUCCAUCAUUAGGCUAUUCAAACUCAAUGAGCUACCCGUCCAGAGCUCAGGGGAACAUGUACAGCACUCCACUGGGUCACCCCUCUCCAUCCUGUCAUGGACCUCCACCUCGCCUGCCGCCUCACAACCCCAGACUGCACGCCGCCCCAAAACACACACAUCUGAAGACAGAACCUGUUCUGGGAAGUGUGAUGGACAAUAUUAACAUUAAGAACCUGGAGGAGCAUUCAGAGGGAGAUGUGGCGAGUCCGUCCUCAACUGGAACACAGGAUCCUCUUCUGGGUCUGCUAGAGGGCAGAGAUGAUCUCGAUAAAGAGGAGAAACCAGAACCAGAGGCCAUUUAUGAGACCAACUGCCACUGGGAGUGCUGCAGCAAAGAGUUCGACACACAGGAACAACUUGUGCAUCACAUCAAUAACGAGCACAUACACGGCGAGAAGAAGGAGUUUGUGUGUCAUUGGAAGGACUGUUCUCGAGAGCAGAGGCCGUUCAAAGCGCAGUACAUGCUUGUUGUCCAUAUGCGCAGACAUACUGGGGAGAAACCUCAUAAGUGCACUUUUGAAGGCUGUAAUAAAGCAUACUCACGUCUGGAGAACCUGAAGACUCAUCUGCGCUCACAUACGGGUGAGAAACCAUACGUCUGUGAGCACGAGGGCUGCAACAAGGCUUUCUCCAAUGCUUCAGACCGAGCCAAGCAUCAGAACCGAACACACUCCAAUGAGAAACCGUAUGUCUGUAAGAUUCCUGGAUGUACAAAGCGCUACACUGACCCAAGCUCUCUAAGAAAGCAUGUGAAGACAGUACACGGACCGGAAGCUCACAUCACUAAAAAGCACCGUGGAGAUACCGGGCCACGACCCCCAGGCUCUGGCCUGACACCUGCAGGUCAAGAACUGCUGAUAGAAAAAGAAGAGAGAAGCAGAGAAGACUGCAAACUACUUGCUCCAGAAAACACACUGAAAUCUCAGCCAAGCCCCAGUGGCCAGUCGUCCUGCAGUAGUGAGCGUUCUCCAUUAGGGAGUGCUAACAACAACGACAGCGGUGUUGAGAUGAACUUGAAUGCAGCGGGCAGCCUUGAGGACCUGACAACACAAGAGGACAGCGGGAACACUGGUGUGUCAGAGUCCAGUGGCGGUGUAGGCUCAGGGGGAAUGUGCAUGUCUGUACAGGCCUUAAAGAGACUGGAAAACUUGAAGAUUGACAAACUGAAACAGAUUCGUCGGCCAACACCACCUGGGCGGAGUGUAGGAAAUAAACUUCCAACCCUCUCAGCCCCGGGAGAAAAAAUGGGCAUGUGUGCACUCUCACCCUUGCUCUCCAACCGUCGUGUCAUGGAGCUUUCUGCCCCAGAGCUGGGUGGAGUAAGCGGAAUUGGAAUGUCAUGCCCACCAAACGAUCGCCGUGGCAGUGGCACCAGCAGCCUAAGCUCCGCCUACACAGUGAGCCGUCGUUCAUCCAUGGUCUCUCCCUACCUAUCGAGUAGACGCUCCAGUGACGUGUCUCAGGUGGGUCAGAGUGGUCACUGCCAUUCUGUGAUGGGCACUGAUGUGCCUGGUGACCCACUGUCUCCUCAGAACAGCCAAAGAGGUGGACUAUGCCAGAAUGCUGGUGGGUUGCCAGGUCUACCAAAUCUCACCCCUGCACAGCAGUAUAGUCUGAAGGCUAAAUAUGCAGCUGCGACCGGCGGCCCACCACCCACCCCUCUACCCAACAUGGACCAACCUGGCACCCUCGGUAGACACGUCGGAUUCCUGAGGGAAUGCCACGGCCAGCCUCUUCCUCCAUUCCUGCAGCAAGGGGGCACAAGAAGGCACAGUGCCAAUGUGGAGUACGGCACAGGAGUGAUCUACCCGCAUCAUGCACCAGGAAACAACACAAGACGUGCCAGUGAUCCAGUACGCUUGGGCGGCGACCCACAGGGCUUACCCAAAGUGCAACGCUUCAACAGUUUGAGUAACGUGUCCCUCAUGAGUCGCCGCAAUGCACUGCAGCAGUGCGGGUCUGAUGCCGCUCUAAGCAGGCGUUUGUACUCACCGCGCCCACCGAGUAUUACUGAAAAUGUCAUGUUGGAAGCCAUGGCCAUGGAAUCUCAUGGGAACGCUGCAGAAGGCAACAUGACGCAGGGUGGAGACCGGGCCUACGUGGGCUACCAGCAACCUCACCACCUCCCUCACAAUGCCAGCCAGCUCUCUCCUGGUCAAGAAGGCCUGAGAUGCAUGGAUCAAGUCUACCAGACUCAGAUGGAAGGCCAGUACCAGGGCCAGACUGACAUUGCAAACAGUCUUCUACAGCAAGCAGAGUACAGCAUGAGCACCUGUCAGCUCAGCCCCUCCGGUCCACACUAUCCCAGCCAGGGGCAGCUGACCGAUGGGUCAGGGCCCUGGGCACAGACCGGCCAGCUCCAUAGCUCCCAGACUGGCAUGCAAUACCAGGAUGCAGGCAUUCAAGGGAAGCACUACCCUCAACAGGGUGCAUAUGACCCUACCUCUGACCUUCCGAGUGUUACGAUAAAACCAGAGCAGUUCCAUCCCUCCAAUGGAGCUUCGAACUCCUGCCAGAACACCAAAACUCUACACCAGCAUAGCCACACAGGGAAUAUGCAGGGUUAUCCACCUCAAUCACAAGUCCAAGGCCUAAUGGGAAGAUCUUCAAAUGCAAACUGUGAUUUCCAUCAUGGCCAGAUGGGAACACAAGCUGGUCUUCAGCAGCAGAGCCAAACUGGAUCAUUCCCCAACAGUGGAGGUGUAAGUCUUGGCUCAUUAGCAGAGAGCCGCAGGUCGCAGACGCCGAUGCAUCAGAUGAAGGAGAUGAUGGUGAGGAACUACGUGCAGUCACAGCAGGCUCUCUUGUGGGAACAGCAACAGGAACUAUCUGGGAAGACAGAUGGCUUGGACAUGGGAGGACAAACAGUAAUUAUGCAGCACAGCCCUCAACAUCAACAAGCCAACCAGAUGCUUUAUCAUGCCAACACUUACCAAGGUUACCCAAAUCAGAACAUGAUGAGCCCGCCACACAAUCGAGUUCCCAGUUCAGUGCCAGUGAAGGACACUUCCUGCUUCAGCCAGGACAUGGUGCCACAGCCACCUCAAGGACGGAAGCUGCUGAGUCGCCAGAACAGCCUCUCUCACCAGGCAGGUGGAGCGUAUCUGCGCAGCCCACCUCAUCUCAGUCCCGUCCAUUCCACCACCAGUCCAAGAAGAGUGGUACGGUUACCACCAGUUCAACAGCAGCAUUCAGAAAACCUAACAACUAACCCUAACAACAAUCCCAUGUACUACACGGGCCAGAUCCACAUGCAUCAUGAUAUAGAGAAGACUCUAGAUCCCCAGGUUGGUCCAUGUCUGGCCCAGCAGUACCUGACAGGAAUGGACCCCAAUGCAAAACCUUCUUCAGUGGUCUACUCCGACCCUGCACCCAUGUCUAAUGCCUUAGAACACCUGGACUUGGAGAAUGCUCAGAUUGACUUUGCUUCCAUUAUCGAUGACCCUGAGCCUUCAUCUUACAGUCCAGUAAACCAACCAAUGGGACACCACCCAUGCUCCUCUCAGACAUCCUCCCGUCUCACCACGCCCCAGACCUCCAUCACUUUGCCCAGUGGCCUCUCCAAUAUGGCAAUUGGAGACAUGACCUCUAUGUUGACAUCUCUUGCUGGGGAGAACAAAUGUUUGAACACUCUGUCUUAAUGAGUUUGUUCAUAUGAUUGGCAAAGGUCCUAACAGUCCCUUUUAAAUGGGCCAAAGUGAGCAAGGUGGACUCCUGAGAUGCCUUACUGACACCAAAGAUUCCUGAAACCUCCCUCUACUUGUCAUAUGCUAUUAAAUACAUGUGCUGUACAAUGCUGUGUGGGUUGGAUGGUUCUGCUUAUGCCCUUCAUGGUAUCUCACAGAUGUUGUGUGUUUGAUGUAACAGUUUUGAUUGUGUAAAAUAUGUUGCUAAGCAUUAACACAUGGCCUAUGAACUGUAGAGCAAAACAGUGCCUGCCCACUUUUUUAGCUGUCUUGGUUCCGGAAAUGUUUUCCCAUUUAGUUUUUCCAUUGGGAUUUUCAAAUAUAUACAAAUAUAUAGGAAGUUUGAUAGUGUAGGGAGAGCGACUCGAUUGUGUCACUCACAGCGCAUCACGGGAGUGUGUGGUCACGGCAGAGCUCUUUUGGCGUGCUAUGUUUGCCGUGAUUCUCUGAUUGGUGGAUCUUUCUCUUUAGGAUCAUGGGUAGUGUAUUUAUUCACCAGGCAUGACUUUUUUGUAAAAUUAAGUUUAUAUAAUGUAGACUGGUGGCUUCAAUAGAAGGAUAUACCAUUGAUUAACAACCUCAGUGCUCAAGGUAGGUCUGUCUUUAAAGUUCUAGUUAAAAUUCGCCUAUGGAGAAAAUGAAUGGGAUUUUUACUUACGGAACCAGACUUGCACUCUGUUACUUAAGGGGCAUUCCGGUCACUACUGUGCAACUGUUUAUGAUAGAAAUCUUUGUUAAAAUGUAAAUAUAUGAGCAUUUGACUGUAAAUGGUACUAAGAUUUAAAAAAAACUUUCUGAAACAUAUCAUAAGUACCACGUAAGGUGGAAGUGAGCUCAUUUGUGGGUAAGCUGUUAGGCACGCUCUCUAUUAGUAUUAGUGUAGACAGGACUCAAGUGCCUUUGACCAUUAUGGCCUAACAUUUUUGAUUCCUCACAAGUAUAUGUCGGGUAACAUAUCGGAGAAAAAGAGAUGGACAGUCAGACAGAUAUAAACACUCUGACUGAUAUUAUAAAGUAUUAGAGAAAGGCAGAAAUAAAGUGUUACUGAAAAACUUGCUAAAGCUCAUAGCUAGCUGUCAUAAUGGUAGAUUAUAAAACAGUAUUUUCAAUCCUUGACAAUUAUCUUGCUAGUUCUUGACCAGAUUGAGCCUUUGAGUCAUUCAUUCUAAGGUUUGUUUUACGAUUAUUUGACUAGUCUGCUUUCAGACAGGUACAUUAAAAUGUAACAGCACUGAGUUAUGUUUUUUGUAAGGUUUUCCUUUGUCUACAUUGUGUUACAUAACCCAAGCUAGCAUGCAUAUGCAUUGCACUGACAACAGCACUGAGCUGAGGAAAAGUGAUAAAAAAUAUAUACAUUUUUAGAUUCUAUAGAGUAUGGCAAUAACAUACAAUGCAGAUACUUGAUGUCAUUUACUUGACUUUUGUCAAGCUAUUAUUUCAACACUUUGUCUACAUUACUAGAUUGUAGAAUACUUUUUCAUUUAAGUGUUAUAGAGGGGCGCAGUAUGGACGCCACCCUUUAAAAAUCCCAGGGUUUCUACGUUCUGUGGCAUACCAAAGAUGACUGGCACAUGCACCCUUGAUUCACACAAGAUACAACACCAUGUGCUUCCAUAUUGCUGUGAUAAAGAAUGUAAUGGAGUUCUUUUGUAUUGUUUUCAAUUUUCUAAAGAAAAAAAUCCUUUUGUGGUUUUUGCAUUUCCGUGUGUUUUUAUAUCUGUCCCAGUUCACUCAAACUUUUUUGCUGGCAAAAGUACACAAAGCAGUAACAGUUUUAUAACAUUAGCAUUUAUCUCGUCUAUUUACAAGAAAACUAAGUGAUAUUUUUGCGUUCCAUUUUUUCUACAUUUUUGUACAAAGGUACUACUAUAUUAUACCAGUUUAUAAAUAAACAGAGCCUGUGAU